This is a messenger RNA of Cryptotermes secundus, 4838 nucleotides long. RefSeq names its product UMP-CMP kinase. Bases 627 to 1265 code for a protein of 212 amino acids. Gene Ontology annotation, molecular function: ATP binding; UMP kinase activity. The transcript is spliced from 7 exons. Gene Ontology annotation, biological process: 'de novo' pyrimidine nucleobase biosynthetic process; CDP biosynthetic process; UDP biosynthetic process. Lineage: Eukaryota; Metazoa; Arthropoda; Insecta; Blattodea; Kalotermitidae. Gene Ontology annotation, cellular component: cytoplasm; nucleus. The record is from RefSeq and is a predicted model, not a curated record.
GGAGGAUGAAGACCGAAAUAGCUUACGUUGAAUAACAUAAACACGUAAUAAUGGCGGCGUAUGGAGGAAGCAUGUAUUAAGACGGAGAGCAUAUGAAUGAAAUAUGACAGUGUGGCAAUAAUCAUGCAGCCAUUGAAUAACGAAAAUUGCAUUAGUAACGCCGAAAAUACGUAACUAAGAAAUUAUUUUUUUUCGGCUUCAUGGGUUGGGUAAUCAAGCCUGAUCUUGCCUACGUAAGGUUUCAGGUUCAUUGAGUAAUACCGUUAUUGAUCGUUUAUCCUUCAUCCUACCCAGGUUGAUUCAAGUUUUAUUCGCUGAACAAUAAGCGCAGGAACUCGAUUUUGUCUAAGGGGACUAGCAGCAAGUCUGACUUCAAAUCACAGAUGUAAGGAAGUAUUACUGACGACGGCUAGGAAUGUUGGCAGGAUGGCCAGGUAAACGUCUAUUGAACCGUAUUCAAGAUCCUGUGGUGUCGAAAGGGAAGCCCGUGAAGCCAGAGGUGGGUAGGUGGAGAUCGUGGAGAUAUAUGCAGGUCUGGUAACAAAUGGGAAGUUGGAAAACGGAAUAGGUAUUUACAUAGUUUGUCUUUGUUUGUGGCAAAUGUAUAUUUUCGUGAUGAAGUGUGAAUGUUUAACCGUUUAUUCAGUGGGAUUAAGAGUUUUGUCAUGAGUUCUACAAUAAAGCCUGAUGUGGUAUUUGUUCUUGGAGCACCUGGUGCUGGCAAGGGAACACAGUGUGAGAAUAUAGUUAAGCAAUUUGGUUUUGUUCAUCUUUCUGCUGGAGACUUGCUUCGUGAAGAGCGAAAUAAAGAAGGUUCAGAAUAUGGAGAGUUGAUUGAAGAGACCAUCAGAAAUGGAAGGAUAGUUCCUGUUGAGAUUACUUGUAGCCUGAUUGAAAUGGCAAUGAAGAAAUCUGGGUCCAAUAAAUUCUUGAUUGAUGGCUUUCCAAGAAAUAAAGAUAACUUGGAUGGCUGGAACAGACAGAUGGCUUCUAAUGUGAAUCUCCUUUUUGUUUUAUUUUUUGACUGUCCGCAGGAGGUAUGUGUAAACCGAUGUUUACAAAGGGGUGCAGGGGGAAGUGGCAGGUCAGAUGAUAAUCCUGAAAGUCUAAAGAAACGAUUCCAUACAUAUAUGAAUGAUACAAUGCCAAUCAUCCGUUAUUAUGAAGAGAAGAAUUUGGUGAAACAUGUGGACGCAGGGGGCACUCCAGAUGAGAUUUUUGAGGCAGUGAAAGCCAUAUACCAGAAUAUGCCACCUUGCAAUUAGAGGAAGUUGGAAGAAAUUUGGAAGCAUGUUAGGUAUGAAGAGGGAAUAUAAACAGCAGCAGCUGUAAAGACAGGGACAAUUUUUUUAUGUCUUAUGAGAUAUGAAUUAUGAUCCUCACUUUCACAAACAUUGAAAUAUUGUCAUGAAUGCUGUAAAUAUAUAUAUGUAUACAUAUAAAACAAACACACACACACACAGAACAAUUCUGUCCAUCUCAAGGUUAUUUGUUAAGGCAACAACAGCGGAAUUGUAGAGCUAUGUAAAAUUAGAGACAUGUACUCUUAAGUCUGUAGUUCAAGUCUUAAAGAGACAUAACUAACCAGAAAACACUUUGAUGUAUUGAACAUAAUUUCUCUUAUUCAUAAGGUGAAGUAUUGUCUUGUAUUAGGACAUGAAAAGGGGUCAGUUAACUGAAUUAGGAAACAUCUGUUUUUCUUGGCUAAAUUAAUUCAUUCAAAAAAUCAUGUUUUUGCAUUUUAAUAAUGGACAUGUUGGCAUGAUGUGAAAGGUAGUAGGUUGUACACUUUCAUUUGAUGGAAGAGCUUUCAAACAAAUGUCACUAAUCUUAAACAUUAGGUAAAUGGGUAUGACUUCUGCCAUGUAGGGUUGAAGUAAAUCCUAAUAUUUGAUGGCCCCUGUGUUAAACUAUGUACUGAUAAUCAGACAUGAGAUCUAAAAGGCUACUGAGAGCACUAUGUUUAUUUUGACUGCAAAUCAUCAAUCUGUUAUGCUGAUAGCAUACUAUCAGCAUGAAGCAUAUGGACAGACAUCAGCCAUAUGUAAUGACUUAAGCAAGUGUAAAUGCUCAUGUGUUGUGAUGGAAGCCAUGCCAUGUGUCUGUUUGAAUUAGAAGUAUAGAUCAAUUGCCAAGCAAUAUGUGAAGGGGCUGAUUAUGUGAUUAAUUACUUAUAUCUGUUUAAACAGAAAUUUGUACUUAGGUAUUUGGAAGUAAAAAAUACGGUAUUUAAUUAAUGAAAUUUCACAUACUUGUUAUAUAAAGGAAUGCAUAAAUUGUGAGUAAAUACUGUAAAUAAUGACUGAAAUCAUUUGAAUUUUGUUCCUACCAGUGUAAAAUGUUGUAUACAGUAUGCAUAAAGUUUAAGAGGUUACUUUCCAUUUACUCUUUUAAAGGUGCAUUUCUACAUUCAUUUUAUGUUUUGUCAGGAUUAGAUUUUCAGAGAGUUGGUUGGUUUUACAAAACAGUAUUUGUUUUCAUUGUAAACAUUUUAAAAUAUAUUUCUCAAAAUCACUGAAACAGUUGUGGGAACAUCCCACAUAUCACGCUAUUUCUAUAGUGCUCACUUUUUCACCAUCACGCACGCUAACCAAUCAAACUGCUUCCAACGUCUGCAUUUAUACAGCGCUUGCUGCUAGCCCACAUCCACAUCAUUACGCGUGCUAGCCAACCAGCGCUCAGCAAAUUUUCGCUCUGCCAUCAUGCAUUGUAUAAAAGGCAGAGCACAAGCUCCGAUCAGCAGUCUUCAAGCAGUCUUCAAGCAGUCUACAAGCAAUCAGCACACUUCGUCGCCAGCACUCGGUCUUCGGAGGCAUCUGCACUUCGAUUCGCCAAGCACGACUGCCUCGGCUGUCCGGCGGUCACACCUGACUCACUGGGCAACUCGGCCGCCUCGAUUCGCCAGUAGUCAUGCCCGACACACUGGGCAACUGGCGUAGCUACCGCCUCUCCACACCUGCAAUCACGCUCAGCAAGCAAACGUUUUCCAGCAACCAAGCAACCUCCAGCAACGGCCACACUGUGGCUAGUCAACUGAUUCAGCCACCUCAACACCGCAACCAACGUCCCUUCCUACUGGCGCGCGCUGCGCUACUUCACCGGCCAAGCAUCUCGGCAACCAACGGUCCUUUUCAUGACCUACAAACUGUUCCGAAGAAGUGGGUUGUCAUUGAAGUAACAACAAAACAAAAACCCCACACAGUCUUACUGAACAACCGUGUUGUGUUAGUUCCUGUAAUGUGAAUAUACUCAUAGUGCAGAUAAAGGUAGUACUGGAAAUGUUUAAUAAUGAUAAUAAUAUUGUGACAUAAUGGCUGAAAAGGCCAGAAUAGUGUAGCCAAAAGAGAGCUGUUCCUAUGCAGUUGCUGGGUAAACAUGUUCGCUCUGUAAUGAAUUAACAAGCAACAACUGAGGAACUGUUGGAAACAGUGUCUUCUCUGCAGUCCAUGCCGAGGCUAUGUAAUAGGGACCUAAGCCAGUCAGUUGCAGUUCAAAGUUAAUUUUGAGAUGGUUGCCUUCCAGCAAGAACAUGAACACAGAAGCAAAGGAAUACCCAUUUUUUGGAGCCAAUACCCAACAAUGCCUGGUGAAGACAUAGAAGCAUUAACAUUUGAAUUAGUGAUUUGUAGAGUGUGUAGAUCUGUGAAGCUGUUACAAUUAACUGUAGUAACUUUGAGCAUUCAUUAAAUACAGUUAUCAGUCCAAAUCCCAUAUCAAGUUACAUGUGACAAUAUGUAUGGAAUUAUCUGGUGCACCGAUUGAACUGUUAAGUUAAAAAGUGUUAUCACUUCAGAAACACUGAAAAAUUAUUUAUGCAAUUGUAUGCUUUAUUUGGAAAAUUUGGUGUUUGCAGUUUUGUUAAGAAUAAUGACAUGCAUGUAGCUGUAAUGCAGCCACUGUUAACUGUUUGCCAGAAUAAGAUGCAGAUUGGAUGAUAGAUACAUGUGCGAAAGUGCUGUACUGAUACCCAGAACUCUGUAUUAUGCAAUGGAACUUAAGUUUUAUGUCUUAAUUAUUAUUCUGGUCCUGAUGAAAGGUUCACAUGAAUGACUCCAAAGUCCAAUUGAUUUUACAUUUCUUAUAAUUUGUGCUGUUUCAUUUUGAAACUUAAAAUUAGUUUUCAUUUUAUGUUCCAAAAUAUAAACUCCUUUUGAAUGUUGCAUUACAUAUCUAACUUGAUGUUUUAUAAUGUUGUGGAAGAGGAACAAGGAGUGAUGGGGGCAUAGCCAGACCUGCGUGUGCCUCUGUAUCUGCUGAAACAUCAAGACUGUUGCCCCCCCCCCCCUUCUCUAAACUGCUAGAGAAAUGUGAAAGGUACAACGCACAACAUUCUCAGAGUUACAACAGGCUGCAAAGCCUGGACAGAAGACAGGCUUAAUUGAGUAGCAGAAGAGAAGUUUAUUCAAUGCAGGCAGAGAGAAGACAAAAGAAGAGGACAUUGUAGUGGCACUAUGGUGAAAUAAAUGAGUGGACAAUGAAGAACUGACACGAUGAUCAUAAGUGACUGCUGGCACAACAGUAACUGCUCCAAAUAAUCAUCAGUGUUACAGUAAGAAGCUUUUGCAUCCAUUUGGCCAUAGUUGCAACCUGUAUCAAGUUCACAAUCACUUGCUGACAAUUUAAUAUUUAUUUGAAAUUGUGUGUGUAAUUAUUAUUAUUAUUAUUAUUAUAUUUUACACAAUGAGUUACACCGUUGAUUUUCUUUUAUGAACAUAACUCAGAUAUGAAUAUGCUUUGCUAGGGAUUUACACACUCAGUUCACACAGAAUUUAAUUUAGUAUGGUAAGUUACUAAAUAUCAAUGGGGGAGACGAAUGCGUAUAGGAUAUUGGUGGGAAA